AUGUCACAAACAAACCUCGUCCAAUCACCUCGACCUGUUCGACCCACUCUCAAACCUCUCACUUCGCUUUCGACCGUCCCAUCCGAAUUUGACUUGCACAUGAAAAAUCACCGAUCGUACUCUGUCUCUUCAUCGAUUUCUACUACCAGUAGUUCAAGUACUUAUAGUAGAGCUGCGGAAGAUAUGAUCGAUAGACUUGCUGGACAGGAGACUCAUACCGCUAUCGAUCUAUGGUCCGGAGGAAACAUCCGAUUGAACGGUCGAAACCUGACCACUACUGCUCGGGAUGCCGAGGAUCUCCUGAAUGCGUUGAAGGAAGAUGGGAGAUUCGAAUUUGUUAAAUUGACAUUCUUCGACGCUGAAGGUGAAGAUUGGAAGAUCUCUUUCCGAAGAUCGCAUGUUGGUAUUGCUUCACCAGUCAUUUCUGAUUCAGAAUAA
Messenger RNA from Kwoniella mangroviensis CBS 8507, 438 nucleotides. RefSeq lists its product as uncharacterized. The transcript has 3 exons. The record is from RefSeq and is a predicted model, not a curated record. Bases 1 to 438 code for a protein of 145 amino acids. NCBI's taxonomy places the organism in Eukaryota, Fungi, Basidiomycota, Tremellomycetes, Tremellales, Cryptococcaceae.